CAAGAGCAGCAGCAACAACUGCAACAACUGCAGCAGCAACAACAGCGUAGAGGAGUUGAUCAUUUCAAACAUCGCCACGUUGCCAGUAAAAGACUUCAAAACGGUUGCCUCACGGUUCGAGUGGAAUGAGCAUAGGGACUCAGGUCUUCCUUUCGAUCGAUCGGUCUACAAAGUCGUUAAACUGAGCCCCAACUUGGAGCCCUACCCCGCCAGCGUGGAGGGCCUGAACAGCCCCAGAGCGGUGGGGAUGGCCGCUACCUCCUAUAUGACACCGCCCAGCGGUGAUCUCGACAUGGCUCUCGGUGGCGGCGGUGGCGGUGGCUAUCACACCUCAUCGCCCCGCUCUGCGGCCGAUGCGGGCGAAAUGAAAUAUAUGCAGCAUCAUCAUCAUCACCAUGCCGCUGUCGCCGCGGCUGCUGCAUCCGCAUCGCAGCACCAUCAGCAGCAGUUGCCAUCGUCGCCAUCGCCCAAUGGCCAGGUGGUGGGUGGGGGGCAGGGCAACAGCUUGAGCGGCUUGACGCCCGGUUCGGGUCUGGGCAGCUGGAGUGCUUUGCAUCCCGAUCCGUGGUCGCUGCCAACACAUCAUGCGACGCAUCAUCAUCCCGCCGCCGCCGCCGCUGCCGCCGUGGACUCCGUUAAACAGGAGAUGUCACAUUUGUCGCAACAGACACGCAUCCAGCAGGGCAUGGCCUCGCCACAUGCGGCCGCGGCAUGGCAUGCGCCACAUGCCGGUCACUAUGCACCCACGGGUGGCUCACCGCUGCAAUAUCAUCAUGCGGCGAUGAACGGCAUGCUGCAUCAUCAUCCGGCCCAUCAUGCCGCUCAGGUGGCGCCACUGCAUCAUGCGUUGCGCGGCGAGUCGCCACAGUUGCACAUCCAUGCCCAUCACAUGGUCGGCGGUGGGGGCGGGGAUCGCGAUGCGAUCAGUGGCGGUGAGGAGGACACGCCCACAUCUGAUGAUUUAGAGGCGUUCGCCAAGCAAUUCAAGCAGCGUCGCAUCAAGCUGGGCUUCACCCAGGCGGAUGUGGGACUCGCUCUGGGCACCCUGUAUGGCAAUGUCUUCUCGCAGACGACAAUCUGCCGCUUCGAGGCUCUACAGUUAAGUUUCAAGAACAUGUGCAAACUGAAGCCACUGCUCCAAAAGUGGCUCGAGGAGGCAGACUCCACCACGGGCUCCCCGACGUCCAUUGAUAAGAUUGCGGCACAGGGACGCAAGCGAAAGAAACGCACUAGCAUCGAGGUGAGCGUGAAGGGCGCACUCGAACAGCAUUUCCAUAAGCAGCCCAAACCCUCGGCCCAGGAGAUCACAUCGCUGGCGGACUCCCUACAGCUGGAGAAGGAAGUGGUGCGCGUUUGGUUCUGCAAUCGACGGCAGAAGGAGAAACGGAUGACGCCACCGAAUACACUCGGCGGUGAUAUGAUGGAUGGCAUGCCACCCGGACAUAUGCAUCAUGGGGGCUAUCACACGCACCACGACAUGCACGGCAGCCCCAUGGGCAACCAUUCGCACAGCCACAGUCCGCCCAUGCUGAGUCCCCAGAACAUGCAGUCGGCGCAUCAGUUGGCGGCCCACUAG
Molecule: messenger RNA, 1576 nt
Organism: Drosophila grimshawi
Lineage: Eukaryota; Metazoa; Arthropoda; Insecta; Diptera; Drosophilidae
Gene: vvl
Product: POU domain protein CF1A
Exons: 1
Coding region: 248-1576 (442 amino acids)
Biological process (GO): brain development; regulation of transcription by RNA polymerase II
Cellular component (GO): nucleus
Molecular function (GO): DNA-binding transcription factor activity, RNA polymerase II-specific; RNA polymerase II cis-regulatory region sequence-specific DNA binding
Source: RefSeq, a predicted model, not a curated record